Messenger RNA from Sphenostylis stenocarpa, 1116 nucleotides. Lineage: Eukaryota; Viridiplantae; Streptophyta; Magnoliopsida; Fabales; Fabaceae. The record is from the annotation of a GenBank genome assembly.
AUGAAGUAUAUUCCGAGCAACAGCUUGAAGAGGCUUUUCUCGUUUGGGAAACGCGGGUUUGGGGAAGAAAACGAUGUGAGGUUGGUGGCUCCUUCAUGUGAAGAGCACCCUCCAAGACCCUCUUGGAAAUGCUUCUCCUAUGAAGAGUUGUUUGAUGCCACCAAUGGUUUUAGCUCAGAGAAUUUGGUUGGGAGAGGAGGGUAUGCAGAGGUUUAUAAGGGAACGUUGCGUUGUGGUGAGGAAGUUGCAGUGAAGAGGCUCACGAAAACUUCAACUGAUGAGAGGAAGGAGAAGGAGUUUCUCAUAGAGAUUGGCACCAUUGGUCACGUGCGCCAUGCCAACGUGUUGCCUCUUCUGGGGUGUUGUAUUGACAAUGGACUUUACCUCGUUUUUGAGCUAUCCACCGUUGGUUCUGUUGCUUCUCUUAUUCAUGAUGAGAACUUACCUCCUUUGGAUUGGAAAACAAGGUAUAAGAUAGCUCUUGGAACUGCACAUGGCCUUCACUACUUGCACAAAGGCUGCAAGAGAAGGAUAAUUCAUAGGGACAUCAAGGCCUCAAACAUUUUGUUAACAGCAGAUUUUGAACCAAAGAUAUCUGAUUUUGGACUAGCAAGGUGGCUUCCAUCUCAGUGGACUCACCACUCAAUAGCCCCAAUAGAAGGCACAUUUGGGCAUUUGGCGCCAGAGUACUACUUGCAUGGAGUUGUGGAUGAGAAGACAGAUGUAUUUGCCUUUGGUGUGUUCUUGCUUGAAAUCCUUUCUGGGAGGAAACCAGUGGAUGGAUCUCACCAAAGCGUGCACAGCUGGGCUAAACCAAUACUAAACAAAGGGGAGAUAGAAAAGGUGGUAGAUCCAAGGCUUGGAGGGGCUUAUGACGUGACUCAGUUUAGUAGGGUAGCCUUUGCUGCCUCCCUGUGCAUCCGGGCAUCUGCAACUUGCAGACCUACCAUGAGUGAGGUAAUGGAAGUAAUGGAGGAGUGGGAGAUGGAUAAAGAGAAGUGGGAAAUGGCAGAGGAAGAAGAGCCAGAGGAGGAGUUAUGGGAUUUUGAGGAUCUGGAAUUUGCUUAUGACAGUUCCUUUUCAAUGUCAAUACCUGACUCCAUUAGAAGUACUUAG